CCUAAUUGCUGCCUCUUACGCGAACUAUAUGGCGACAUGGAGAAAACGCGUGUUUUGUUGCUGCUACAGAUUAAGUGGUUUUUCGAUGAGUUGUGGGUCCCUGCUUUUCCAUAUCCACCCAACGUUGUCUCGUCCGUCCCUUCCACCUCGAUGCUGGAACGAAAGCGUUAACAUUAUUCCUUUAGAUUGCGGCUAGGAGGAGCUAGUCGCAGCCGUGAUAUGUCUCUGGAACCGCAGAAUGUUGAGCAAACAGCCGUGGCUCAUGAAUCAGAUCCGUUAUCUCCAGCAUUGGAGGAAACUGCAGAGAACACCAUCUCCUCGGAUCAGGAAUCGAGCCACGCGACGUUCCACAUCCGUCGAAGAGAAGAAAUCGGUAUGACGACGCGCACACCAAUCAGGAAGUCUCAUAGACGGUCGCGAUCCUGUCCUGGAGCUCCCAUGAAGCUGGCUAGUCCCACCGGCCGACGGGGUUGCAUGUCGCCAAGAGUGAGAAGAGUCCUGAUCAAGUUUCAAACAGCUGAGACCAGAGAAUCAACCAUUGCUAAGAAAUUGUCGGAAUUAGCAGUUGACGUGCAGGGUCAUAAUCAAGCUGACAUUGACCAAGGACCUCCCAGCUGAGCAUUGGAAAAUCCAUGGUUUGUUCCUAAGCGUCUCUUGCGUGACCUGGCAAACACGUCUCAUCGCCACUGAAGGGACCGUCACUUCCUGCUUUCUAUCUGACAGGUUCCUUCACCUUGAUGCCAAUAAGUUCAGGACAUAAGAGUCUUCAAAGGAGGACUUAACAUAUAUAUUUGUAUAUGUUUUUAGGCUAUCUAGGAGCAUACCAUAGAGAGUACUGUUAAAGACUAGGUUAGGAGGAACGGAAGGAAAGGAAGCCAUGGAAUGGCGUGAGGGUUUAGGAGCUAGGAGAGAAGUUGACGAGAGAAAAGAGAGUGAGGACUAGAAGAGAGGGAUAUGAGGGGUGUUGCACCCUCUACAGUGAAGUUCAGUAAUGCCAAC
Molecule: messenger RNA, 999 nt
Organism: Closterium sp. NIES-67
Lineage: Eukaryota; Viridiplantae; Streptophyta; Zygnematophyceae; Desmidiales; Closteriaceae
Source: the annotation of a GenBank genome assembly